AUGAGCCGCACCGGUGCAAGCGCGUUAAAAAAAACGCCUCAAAACAAUAUAAAAUGUAUAAAAAUGGCCGCGACCCGUUUUACAUAUUAGUCUCAAACCGUGUGAGUGAGAGUGAACUACAGUUGUUUAUUUGAAUUCGGAGUUCAAAUAAAUAAUAAUAAAUAAAUUGUGAAAUAAAUAAAUUAAAAAAAGUAUUCAAAUUUUUAAAAAUGAAGUCGUUUAUUGUGUUAGUUCUUCUCGGUGCCGCAGAUUUGAGCCUGCAAGCAAGUGAUUGGUCCUACGAUUACGAGACACAAUGGCCCGGAAUCUGCACGACAGGCCAGCAGCAAUCGCCCAUCAACAUCAUGACCCAGGACGCGGUGCUGGACCCUCACGAAGCCCACAUCCGAGGACACUUGCAGUUCAGAGGCUACGGUGACGUCCGAGUUACAGCGACCAAUAAUGGACAUACUUUAAAAUGGAGCGGUGUAUACGGAACUCCUGCACCAGUAUUAUCUGGUGGUCCUCUCAGAUCAAACUACACGUUCGUGCAGUUCCAUCUACACUGGCUGUCUGAACACGCCAUUGACGGAAUGAAGUAUCCCUUGGAAAUCCACUUCGUGCACGUCAAGACUGGCCUUACUCUAGAACAGGCCUUAGCAAGGCCCGAUGGCCUAGCCGUCGUCGGCGUCAUGGCAUUGGUGAGUCGUGGCACAGACAACGAACGUGCUUUAGCCCAGCUCAUGCCGGCGGUGCCAGAGUUGAUGAACACCACUCAGUACGAGACAGCACCUAAACAUAUUGAUAUGACGCGGCUGCUCAGUCCCGACGUGCAGUCCUACUACACGUACCACGGCUCGCUGACCACUCCACGCUGCCAGGAAGUCGUCACCUGGAUCGUUAUGGACAAACCUAUCUACAUUUCUGACGCCCAGUACAAGAUGUUCGGCAAAGUUGACGUGGGUGGCAACUACAACUACCGCAGCCUGCAGCCGGUCAACAGGGUAGUGUACCGCUCGAUGGCGGCAUCUUGUUCCUCGAUCAUCAUCCCCAGUGUGACGGGCACCCUCAUCAGCUUGCUGAGCUGCCUCUCCUCGUCCUUAGCCUCCGGCAUCAACAAAGGCAUCAACUCACUCCUGAACGUCAAGCGAAAAUUCUUGGGCGACUACAAGCAAUGCGUGAAACUCGCGUAAAGGUUUGAAUUUGAAAAUUGGAACUUUAAAAGUUGCCAGAGUUAAUUGUUUAUGGUAAUAUUAGUGUUGCCAGAAUGUUAAGAGUUGACAUGACAAUGUGUGUUAAGGGGAUUGCUUGGGCCUCGUCGAAAAAAUGACGUCACUUUAAAUAAUAUUAAAGAAACCGGUUUCACAAUUAACACAUAUACUAUGUUAGAUAAUGUAAAUAAUAACAAUUUUAAAAUCGUACAGUUUAAGUUUAACAUCAAAACAAUUGUAUUAGUGACAAGUCAUGAUAGACUCUAUUAGUAUUUUGUAUUUUGACAUUAAUAAAUGAUGAAUGCGGGAUAAUAGAUCAGAUCCCCAUAAUCUCGACUGUGGCGUAGAGUGGACCGGAAACGUGGUGGGUGAAUAAGCAAUCGUAUCACAGGUUGGUGUAUAACGGAAAGAAAAUGUUCAUUUAAACCAGCGGUGUGAAGAAUCCAAUAAACACGCCAGCUGUUUCUCUGAUUGAUGACUUCCCCUUGCCCUUGUUCUCCUUAUUAUAACCGGCACGGGCUUAGCAGAAACGUUCCUGUUCCGAUUAGGAAAUAAUAAUUAGGUCCAAGUAAAUUAGUUAUAUAUGACAGUAGAGUGACAUGAUGUAGUUGUCUUUAUAUAAUAAAUGAAGAGCAGUACCUACGCAAAGGCGAAACGCACAAAGGUGUUGGACCCGGCAAUCCCGUUAAGAGUUCUUGUUUCAAAAGUAUUGUGCCAUAAAGAGGCGGUAAAAUUUCAACGUGCUUUGCUCACAUAGAAAUUAGAUUAGUAAAAGAAAUUUAUUUUGCCAAAAAAUAUGUACAAAAAUUAGAUAUUAUUUCAUUAGAUAAGUGCUAUGUUCCGUAAUGUCAAAACAUUACGUAAAACUUUCCUUGUCUUUUAAUGCCCUGUGACGCCAUCUUGUUUUUUUCAUGGCGGGAAAUCGGAAACACUGACAUUGGAAAUUUCUGUCAAAUAAACUUAUAAUUUGAAAUGAAACGAUACUGUGAUCGCAAAAUCAGUGUUCUUCUAAAGACUUGUCAUAGAAUUUCAAAGAUAGGUCUGCCGUAAUCAUUGAACAUUGCUAAACAUUGUGAAAUUUUCAAUAUCCAUUCUUCUUAAUGCAAAUAAUUUUACGUCACGAUUUAUAUAAUAUAAAUAAUCAUCUAAAAAUCAUACUUUAGUCAUUGUUAGAUAUUGAAUAGAUUAGAAAUCUAUUUUAAUGAUAAAUUAGAAAUAACUAGUUAUCAAGGUAGAUAGAAGAGCAAGCGUUAUAGCUUAAGAUAUUAUAUGUAAUAGAGAUUAUUAGUCACAAAAUUUAUCACUAGACUUGUAUUAAUUGGUGUGAAUUAAAUCGCUUAUAGAUAAUUUUCCUUGAUCGUCAAAUUUUAAUAAAACCCGCUGUGUGCAAAUACAACGCUUUUGGGAGUGCAACAUUUUUCUACUAUCUAAAAGCUUUUGUGCAUUGCUAUUGUUAUUACCAUUAUUAUUUUUUCCGAAAAUCAAAUGGGGUUACAAAAGCAUUUCAUGUUAAAAAGUGCUAUUUACUGCGUCACAAAAAAGGAUCAAUUUCAACUUAUUUUCUGUUAAAAAGUAUUUUUGGUAACAAUGUAAUAGGUGUAUAUUUACGCCGGCUAACAAAAAGUUAAAGCAUUUUCAUCAAAGAAAGUCAUUUAUUAAAAUCAAUAAUCCCUUUUGACAAGUUAAUUCACGGCAAGAAAUCAGUUUCGUACACAAUCAUUCAAUGAAAUUGUAUCGAAUUGAUUAAUUACUGCUUAUCAUAGGUUUCAAGUAAUAAAGCAGAUUAAAUCAUAGGCAAUGCCGAUUAAAGAUUAUUAAGUCUGAGUCCAGACAAUUAUUGUCAGAAGAGAAAACGAACUUUUACUGAAAAAAAAAAUAUAAACACGAAUUUAGUGCGUGACUCAUAAUUUUAAAAAGUCACGUUUUUUUUUAAAUAACGAACUUGCUUUAUUCUGCCAGUGAUGAAUACUGGCCAGCUUUUUUUUUUAAGUUGAAUUUGACAUUAAUCACGCCGCGAAAGUAUGACUUUUUAAAUUUUAUCGUUGCUAUUGGAGUUUGAUUUUUGUAUCAUUAAUAGUUAAAGCCUUUACAUAAACGGCUUAAUUACAGAAUUUAAGGAACAGGUCGGUGUAUAUUCUACAAAUGCGUGCAAUCAUAUAAACAUUGAUACCCGCAUGUAAUAAGUAAUAAUAGCUUUGCUUAGGUGCCGUGACGUUGCUUUAAUCUAUAACAAAUUGAUUAACAUGCUUGUAGAUUGCAGUAAAUAUUUAUAAAUCAAUCUCUUUUCCAUUUCGCCAACUCAUUGAAAUGGCAACGAGAGAAAAAGGUAAAAAGUAAAAAACAGUUUAGGUACUUAACCUACAAUGUUUGCACUAUACGCUGUGGUACCCUUAAUAUUUUCUUGUAUAUCGGAGUCAUAUUGGAUCGAAUAGUUAUUUCCAAGUCUUUGCCAAAUCCUUUUGAUAAAAUUAGAUCUUAAUGAUAAUAAUUAAUACAUGUCCUAUAAAUAAAUGGACUGACGUCAUCAAUGUCUGCCAUAUAUAUUUUUAUCACACAGAUUACUAAAUUGUAUAAAUAAUGUUUUUAUCUUUAUCACCUGCAAGUUAACCAAUCAAUUAGAUUUAUUGGCAAAA
Molecule: messenger RNA, 3823 nt
Organism: Trichoplusia ni (cabbage looper)
Lineage: Eukaryota; Metazoa; Arthropoda; Insecta; Lepidoptera; Noctuidae
Product: putative carbonic anhydrase 5
Exons: 8
Coding region: 210-1172 (320 amino acids)
Molecular function (GO): carbonate dehydratase activity; zinc ion binding
Source: RefSeq, a predicted model, not a curated record